AUGUCAAUGAACGUCUUCCGCAUUCUGGGCGACGUGUCCCAUACCGCGUCCAAAUGCAUCUUGAUAUAUGCCAUACAUUCCAAUAAAAGCGCCGAAGGUGUCUCCCUCCUGACUCAGCUUCUCUACAUCGCCGUCUUUCUAACUCGAUAUCUUGACCUGUUCUGGGUGAACCCAGCAUCGUCAUGGUGGAACUUUAUUCUCAAGAACUUUUACAUAUGGACUUCAAUCUACAUCAUCAUCUUGAUGACUCGAGUUUAUGCAAGAACACGCGAGCGGGAGAAGGCAUGGAGAUGGGGUGCAUACGCCGCUGCAGCAUCUUUUGUUCUGGCUCCAUUGGUUUCUCUGAUAUUCAAUGGUUGGAGUGGAUCCAACCUUUCUGAGAUUCUCUGGACGUUCUCCAUCAUACUGGAGUCCGUCUGCGUCCUCCCGCAGUUGAUCCUCCUGCGACAGACGACCGUUCCUACCGUCAUUGAUUCUUUCUACCUUGUCACGUUGGGUUCUUACCGGGCAUUCUAUCUUCUCAAUUGGAUCUAUCGGUUCUUUACACCUUCGAAGCCUGACCCAAUAUCGAUCAUCUUCGGGAUCAUUCAGACCGCGUUCUAUGUCGAUUUUGCAUGGGUGUAUUGGACCAGACAACGUGUGAAACUGAGAGCCGGGGGUGUGGUGGACGCUGAUGAUCUGAGGAAGGGGUGGCUGGUCAACAGAGUUAUCAAUCAUACCCGACAAACAUCUGAUGAGGAAGCCGAUCCUGAGUCUGGCAAUGCGGCCCCAAAUGGGCACACACCAGCCGCUAAAACCAAUCGAUGGGGCCCUCGUGGAAUUUCAAUCUCAGCUGAUGACACACUACAAGCUCAUGAUCGGCAAAACAGGCCUGGUCAGCAAUCCGACAGUUUAGAAAGUGACCCCAUCCUCGACGAAGACACAUUUGCAUCGGACGAUGACGAUGACGAUGCCCCGAUCCUUGACGAGCCGGGAAAGAAGGUACUAAACAGCAACGAGGAGUGGCGAGAUAACUCACCAUCUGGAAGUUGA
Messenger RNA from Exophiala aquamarina CBS 119918, 1032 nucleotides. RefSeq lists its product as uncharacterized. The record is from RefSeq and is a predicted model, not a curated record. The transcript is spliced from 2 exons. Gene Ontology annotation, biological process: endoplasmic reticulum to Golgi vesicle-mediated transport; protein retention in ER lumen. Bases 1 to 1032 code for a protein of 343 amino acids. Gene Ontology annotation, cellular component: cis-Golgi network; endoplasmic reticulum; membrane. Gene Ontology annotation, molecular function: ER lumen protein retrieval receptor activity. Lineage: Eukaryota; Fungi; Ascomycota; Eurotiomycetes; Chaetothyriales; Herpotrichiellaceae.